Molecule: messenger RNA, 584 nt
Organism: Strongylus vulgaris
Lineage: Eukaryota; Metazoa; Nematoda; Chromadorea; Rhabditida; Strongylidae
Source: the annotation of a GenBank genome assembly
UUGGUUUGCAGAAUCGUUGGGCUGAGCAAGCUCAGUGUAGGAAAGUCGAAACCAAAUGAGGAUCCAAAAUGUUUCAACCCUCCAAAACUUCGCGGAAUUUCUCUGCAAAAGAUCACUGGACACGAUGUUUCCUGCUUUGAACCCACCGUUGUGGAAAACGAAUUCAACAACGUGUUGGACUGUCCAGCUCUAGGUGGAGGGGAAGUACACUGGCUAUACAAUAAUGUGGAUCUGGACUUCUCGUCGGCGGAAUCUUAUCAACUGAAAGAGAAUGGAUCUUUGGUUAUUCCAAAAGAGUCCUCUGCCCACGGUUUCUCCUGCACAGCCGACUAUGGAGUCGUCCCACAAAGGACCCUGCGACAAACCCAUAGAUUCACUUUGGGCCAAAGUCCACAAUUUACCUUCAAACCAAGAGAUAGCUCUUAUAGAGAGGGAACCGCUGUAAAACUCCAUUGCGAGGUGACUGGUGAGCCAAAGCCAACUAUUGCAUGGUACCACCAUAGACAGGUAAUUUCUAAAUUUCUAAAAAAAUAUUUGUCAUCCAAAUUUGGCGAAAUUGCACUAGAAAAAUGUGCCAAGUAAAG